AUGGAGCAAGACUGCAAUGCUGCCAAUGUCUACUCAUCACCAACACUAUGUGGAACUAGUAAAGCAGUACAGGGAUUCUGCCCUGCAGAUAAAAAGCCUGCAAUGCCCUGGCCGAAUAUUAUUAACUGUGGCGUUCUGGGAUCCUACAAUCGACUUGAUCCAUUUCAGAUGCCUGUGGAACCAACUUGUGGAGCAACUCGGAGUCAGACAUUCACAGUGACUCUUGAAAUAAAAUAUCGAAUGCUGCUUCCAUGCACCACGACUAAGGUGGAUUUGCUAAAGAAUGUGGUUCAGCUUGCCUUCCAAACUCUUGGAUCUUCAUGGAGUGGUCUUACAGACUACUUGGCAGUUUCUGGGUCCUGCUCACAAUCGGCAUCAAAGGAAGUGUUCAUUAAGACUGAAUUCUCAAAAUUGUUAUCUACAAUAAACAGCCUGCCACCCAUUGGAAUCAUCAAACGAGCCGUCAUAGAAGACAGUAUACUGGAAGGGGCCGCCUUUUCGGCUAUUGCCAAUGCUGAACUCCAGAAAAAUGAAGUAGUGUUUGAUCAGUUUGUUUCAUGUGACACUGACGCAUAUGUCAUUGUUGGAAAUGAUUGUGUACAAUGUGGACCAGGUUCUUUCUUCAAUGCCACAUUGAAGCAGUGUGUUUUGUGUCCUAUUGGGUCUUACAAUCCAACACCAGGAAGGUUAGACUCGUGUGAGCAAUGUACACAGGAUAAGACAACUCUGAGGAGAGGAAGUGAUGCUUCUACCGACUGUGUUGCUACUCGGAGUCAGACAUUCACAGUGACUCUUGAAAUAAAAUAUCGAAUGCUGCUUCCAUGCACCACGACUAAGUUGAAUUUGCUAAAGACUGAGGUUCAGUCAGCCUUCCAAACUCUUGGAUCUUCGUGGAGUGGUCUUACAAACAACUUGGCAGUUUCUGGGACCUGCUCACAAUUGACAUCAACGGAAGUGUUCAUUAAGGCAGAAUUCUCAAAGCUGUUAUCUACAAUAAAUAGCCUGCCACCCAUUGAAAUCAUCAAACAAGCUGUCCUAGAAGACAAUAUACUGGAAGGAGCUGCCUUUUUGAAUAUUGCCAAUGCUGAACUCCAGAAAAAUGAAGUAGUGUUUGAUCAGUUUGCUUCAUGCGACACUGACGCGUAUGUCAUUGUUGGAAAUGAUUGUGUACAAUGUGGAUCAGGUUCUUUCUUCAGUGCCACACUGAAGCAGUGUGUUUUGUGUCCUGUUGGGUCUUACAAUCCAACACCAGGAAGGAUAGACUCGUGUGAGCAAUGUACACAGGAUAAGACAACUCUGAGGAGAGGAAGUGAUGCUUCUACCGACUGUGUUGCUAACUGCCCAGUGGGUCAAUACCUGAAUAAUUCGGUAUGCACUGAUUGUCCAAACGACUACUACCAGGAUGAAGAAGGAAAAGAUUAUUGUCGUCCGUGUCCUCUUGGCAAAAUAACAAAGAAUCCCAAGACCGAUUCCAAAGAUAAAUGUUUUGAUGACUGUCCUUCUGGAACUGAGCUCAGUGAAAAUGGUACUUGCACAGAUUGCCAGCAAGGAUAUUACCGGACUCAGACAGUGCAAGAUGACUGUACUAAAUGCCAGCUUGGCAAAACCACACGUGAAAAAAAAUCUAGAUCAGAAGCGGAUUGCAACUUGCCUGACUGUCAAAGUGGAAAUUUCAUUAAUGCAACAGAUAAUAACACAUGUCAUAUGUGCCCCAUUGGUCAGUACCAGCCUUUCAAGUGGCGGUUUGAAUGCAUGAGAUGUAAUGAGAACUAUGCCACUGAAUCUGAGGGUUCAGCAUCUGCAUAUGACUGCAAAUUCUACUGUCCAGAAGGAUAUGAAGUUGAAUCAGCACAAAAUGAAAAAUGUCGAAUCUGUCCACGUGGAACAUACCGACAGAACAAUGGAAAUGAGAGAUUUUCACCGUGUCAGAACUGUACACAAAACACAACCGAUGGUCCUGGUUCUAAAACCAUGUCUGACUGCUCCAUUCCAAUUUGUACAGCUGGUCAGAGAAUUACAAAUAAUCAAUGUGAUGACUGUCCAGUUGACACUUACCAGAACGUCAGCUUACCACAUUCAAACACCAGAUGUAUGAAUUGCCCUGACGGCUUUGGUACGAUGACAGAAAAAUCUACUGCAGAAACUGACUGUAAAUUCUACUGUGUGGAAGGAUAUGAAGUUGAAUCAGCACAAAGCAAAACAUGUCGAAUCUGUCCACGUGGAACAUACCGACAGAACAAUGGAAAUGAGAGAUUUUCACCAUGUCAGGACUGUACACAAAACACAACCAAUGGUCCUGGUUCUAAAACCAUGGCUGACUGCUACAUUCCAAUUUGUACAGCAGGUCAGAAAAUUAAAAAUAAUCAAUGUGAUGACUGUCCAGUUGACACUUAUCAGAACGUCAACUUACCACAUUCAAACACCAGAUGUACGCAUUGCCCUGGGGGCUUUGGUACGAUGACCACAAAAUCUAUGAACAAAGAUAACUGUAAACCUGUUUGUUCUCAAGGAAAACAGUACAAUAAAACAAGUGCAUCGUGUGUCCCAUGUCCUCAAGGUUACUGGAAGAACGAUUCUAUGAGGUUUGAUCAGUGUGAAAUGUGUCGUGAGAACUACACUACUCCUGGUGAAGGUUCAACCAAUCCUGGUCACUGCUUAAUAAGAGACUGUCCACCAGGAACGAAAAUAAGUGGAGAAAACUGUGAGUCCUGUCCAUUUGGAGAAUACCAGGAUGAACCAAGACAAACUGUCUGCAAAGAAUGUGGACCAAACCUGAACACGUCAAAAACCGGAGCUUCCAGUAUUGAUGACUGUACAGUAUCAUGUGCACCAGGACUAGAGGGUCCGGAUGGCUCAUGUGUGGCAUGCAGAGAUGAUACUGUGAAACCAUACAUUGGUAAUGGACAGUGUGAACCCUGUACUGAAAACAGGACAUCCAAUGCUAACCAUACCAGUUGCACAGGUGAAGUGUUUUGUGCCAUUGGUGCCGAAUAUGUAUCAUCCACAACAGACUGUUCUCUAUGUGCAAUUGGCUUCUUCAAGAAUAUCCGUGGUAACACUCCCUGUAAAGCCUGUCCUGGCAACUACAUUACUUCCAGUGUUGGUACGGCAUCCAUGACUGACUGCAGCAAAUUGCAAUGUGUACCUGGGUUCUAUGGCUCAUCAGAUUCCUGCAUCCCAUGUGAUCUCGGCUUCUACAAGUCCGCCCAUGGCACUGACAACUGUACUAAAUGUGACGAGUCUCUCACAACCAGCAGUAAAGCUUCGACUGCCAAGUCAGAUUGUUCAGUUGUUGUGUGUGACGCUGGGUCUUACCGAACUCAGAGCAACCAGUGUCAGCCAUGUCCAAAGGGCAAGUACCAGCCAGUGAGUGGGAUGGAUUCCUGUGAGUCAUGUCCGAACGACAACUAUACGACUGAGAAUCCAGGAUCAACCCGUGAAGAUCAGUGCCUGAAAGUGUGUGAGAAGGGACACUACCGCAAUGAGGACAACAAGUGUUCAGUUUGUGGUAUUGGCUUCUACCAGCCCAGUGAAGGACAAGCGGAAUGUCUCAACUGUUCUUCUGAACAUCCUUACACCACAGCUAACACUGGAUCAACAUCGGUGGAGCAAUGUCUGAGAGUGUGUGAUAAAGGAAGUUAUCGACCAUCUACAAAUCGUAAUGGCUGCAUUAAAUGUGAGAUAGGGAAGUACCAACCCGACAAUGGAAAGACAAGCUGUAUCUUGUGUGGUGAUGCUGCUAUUGUUACUACUUUACAAACAGGAUCACCUUCUAGUGAAUCGUGCAUUCCUAUAUGUCCAGCUGGUAAGUAUUUGGACACAACAAAGAGAGCAUGUGAGCCAUGUGAAUUGGGAAAAUACAAAGACAAAACCGGAACGCGACAAGAGUGUGAUGAUUGUCCUGAUAAAAAAACAACAGCAUCAACAGGAGCAACAUCUAAAGACCUCUGCAGUCUGGACGACUGCCAAGCUGGAUUCUAUAGAAAAUCUGGUGGAACAGGAUGUAGUGAAUGUGAACGCAAUACCUACCAGGAUGAACCGUCUCAGUCGUCAUGUAAACCGUGUCCAGGUAGCAAAGUAACACUGAUCACAGGAGCCAAGUCCAUUCAGAGAUGUGUCUUGGAUUGUCCAUCUGGAGAGGAAUAUAAUGGUCUUGUCGAUAAUGGCAGCUGUGUAAAAUGUAAGAUUGGAGAAUAUCGGGUGAAGGAAAAGUCAGAUAAAUGCUUGGUAUGUCCUGAGGAGCAGACAACAAUAUCAACAGGAGCUAGCAAAUGCGUGGACUCAAAAGUGCCACCAAAACCUAGUUUGCGUGUCAGUAUUCACCUGAAGUUAAGGUUUAAAGUAACCAGUUGUGGUAAUCCUAUGCAAGUGAAAAGUGUUUUGGAGUCUUUUAUUCUGAGAAUUAUGAUAAGAAUCUGCAGGAGUUGGAAUGAAAAAUGUGACCAUGUUCGAGUGACAUUCACGUCUGCUUCUUGGUGUCCGAUUGGCAGGCGUCGAAAACGAGCUUCCGGUGACCUUGAGGCAAUUGUUGAUGUUGAUGACAUGCCUGAAGUUCUGACUAAUGGAGUCGUUAGACGUUCCGUUGAAGGUGUCUUUGCCGAUGCCUUUGGAGUGGACGCACAACCGGACACUGUGGAAUUGAAAAACAACGGAAUUGGUUUUGAUGGCAUUGUUAGUUUGACAUCAAGCAUGACCUGUACCAGUGGAUCAGUGUUGGUAAAUGGCACUGAAUGUGAAAAGUGCAAAGCUGGCACCAGGUUUGUGGAUGUGAACUCUGAUUGUGUUGACUGUAGUAAGGAAGGGAAGUACCAAAAUGCAGCUGGACAAUCUGUCUGCCUGUCAUGUCCAGGAAUAAUGACGCCAUCAGCUGAUGCCACACAUUGCAUCUCAAAAUGUGAAGCGGAGUCGGACUACUGCCAGAAUGGAGGAACCUGCACAGUCAAAUCUGAAUCUGAAGUAUCAUGCUCUUGUCCCAGUCCAUACACUGGGCCUGUGUGUGAAAUGCGAUCAGAUUCCAGUCCAGGUGUACAGCUGAAAGUCAUUGUAGGAGCUGCUGUUGGUGGAGGAUCAUGCAUCAUGAUGUUGAUUGUCAUUGUAUGCAUAUUAGGAAAAAGGAGAAAAAACAAAGCAAAACACGCAAAACCUGCACAGCGUUACACCUCUAAAUCUGCAUCGCCUGUUAAGCCUGUGCAAUUUCGUGCCCACAGGAGUCACCACAGGAGUCACCACAUUAAUCCAGCCUAUAACAGGGAUGAAUAUCACUUUUAUGACCCAGUGGAAAGCAGCAUGUCUGACAGAAGCAUGCUUGAUGAACAGUUCAAUUAUUCGACCCCUGAGAAUGUCUAUGCUGAAAUAGAAGAACCGUACUCCAGUCUUUACGGACUGAGUGUUGGUUCUACUUCGCCCAAAAGUCGAGGGACCUUCAUUAAUAAGGAUCAUGCUAACAUUGAAACUAAAUAAGAUGCUAUGUAAGAUUUGGAACUGUAACCAAAGGGAAAAUGUUUAAUUUCAGGUGUUCAAAUAUGGCAUUUCCUGUGUUCUCACCACAAGGAAAAGUGUGGGUGGGGUGGGUGGUUAAUGCACAGCUAUUUGUAAUAUGUGUAUGUUAACAGUUUAUGUGCAUCAUGAUACAAUUAACAUUUGAAGAGUUUAGGCGCAAAACGCGAUAUAUCCAUUUUUCAUUUACAGUAAAAAUUAUUUUUUUAAUUGGCGUAUAUCGCGUUUUGAUUAAAAAAAACUCACAAAAAAACGGGAUUUACCCAAUACAAUUUCAUAAGGAUCAUCGCGUUUUGCACCUGAACUCUUCAUUUGUUUGGUAUCAAUCUAUACCUUAAAUUGUUCAGUGAAAGACAAAAUCUGUAUCCUAACCAGAUGCAUGAGAUGUGAGCGAAGCAAUAUUUAUAUCAUAACCAAAUGCGACCAUAAUGACAAGUCUUCAAUUUUUGAAAUCUCCCAAGAAAAACUUGUCUGAUUGUUUUAUAUAUUUUUUUGCUAAUAAAAUAAAAACAAUUCCCAUCGGAAUUGUGUCUCUCCCUCGACUAAAUCAAUCUGUUGUGCCGUAUGUGUGCAGUUAGGAUGCAACAAUUGACGUGAAUGAUUUCUAAAAAGAAUUGUGUCACUCACUUCCAGUUAGGAUACAGCUUAAGAAUCAUGUGACCAAUGCAUUAUACAAAAUAGUUUUGAAUAGAACUUGUCAUCAUCUAAGUGACUACGGUUUGUACAGUUCUUCUUUUCUUGGUCCCCGACUGGUCCAACCGGAGGGGACUAUAGGUUUCAUCUCCAUCCAUCCGUUUUUUGCAGAAGGCUUUGAGAUAACUGAAAUUUUGUGUAUGGUUUCACCAUGUACUAUUACAGAUCAAGUGUGACU
Gigantopelta aegis is the source of this 6367-nucleotide messenger RNA. RefSeq lists its product as uncharacterized. Gene Ontology annotation, cellular component: cell surface. The record is from RefSeq and is a predicted model, not a curated record. The transcript has 35 exons. Gene Ontology annotation, molecular function: protein binding. Lineage: Eukaryota; Metazoa; Mollusca; Gastropoda; Neomphalida; Peltospiridae. Bases 1 to 5460 code for a protein of 1819 amino acids. Gene Ontology annotation, biological process: signal transduction.